This is a messenger RNA of Prunus armeniaca (apricot), 375 nucleotides long. The record is from the annotation of a GenBank genome assembly. Lineage: Eukaryota; Viridiplantae; Streptophyta; Magnoliopsida; Rosales; Rosaceae.
AUGAGUCGUGGGGCGGCAGCUGGGACGAAGGGGAAGAAGAAGGGGGCUUCCUUUGUGAUAGACUGCGCGAAGCCAGUGGAGGAUAAGAUCAUGGACAUCGCCUCACUGGAAAAGUUCCUCCAGGAGCGCAUCAAGGUCGGCGGCAAGGCCGGUGCUCUCGGUGACGCCGUCACCGUCUCUCGUGAGAAGAACAAGAUCACCGUCACCUCUGACUCCAACUUCUCGAAGAGGUAUCUUAAAUACUUGACCAAGAAGUACUUGAAGAAGCACAAUGUGAGGGAUUGGCUUCGCGUAAUUGCUUCCAACAAGGACCGCGGUGUUUAUGAGUUGAGAUACUUCAACAUUGCUGAGAACGAGGGGGAGGAGGAAGACUGA